Erigeron canadensis is the source of this 1023-nucleotide messenger RNA. Its product is annotated as ATP-dependent DNA helicase PIF1-like. Gene Ontology annotation, biological process: DNA repair; telomere maintenance. The record is from RefSeq and is a predicted model, not a curated record. Bases 1 to 1023 code for a protein of 340 amino acids. Gene Ontology annotation, molecular function: DNA helicase activity. Lineage: Eukaryota; Viridiplantae; Streptophyta; Magnoliopsida; Asterales; Asteraceae. The transcript has a single exon.
AUGCAAGACAUAACAGGCGUAAAACAACCAUUUGGCGGUAAAAUAAUGGUUUUGGGAGUUGAUUUGAGACAGGUCCUGCCGGUUUUCAAAAAAGGAACCCGCGCACAGAUUGUAGACUCGAGCCUACGGAUGUCGCCUUUGUGGAUUGUUAUCAAAAAGAUGCGUCUAACUGUAAAUAUGAGAGCACGGACUGAUCUAUGGUUUUCAGAUUUUCUUUUAAGAGUCGGUGACGGGGAAGAAGAAGUGAUUGAUGGAAGCUUUAUUCGCAUACCUGAUGAUAUGACCAUCCCGUACAAUAAUGGAGCUAAAUCAAAAGAGGAUUUAAUUAGUGCCAUAUUCCCUUCUAUGGAUGUCGAUGGAAAUUCUCCGGGGUACAUAAUUUCCAGGGCCAUACUGUCAACUAAAAAUGAUAAUGUCGAUGAGAUAAAUGAUAAGUUAAUUGGUGUAUUCUGCGGGGAGGAGCAAAUCUAUUAUAGCUUUGAUGAGGCAGAAGAUGAUGUUAACAAGUAUUAUCCGAUUGAAUUCUUAAACUCGCUUAAUGUUAGUGGUUUGCCCCCUCAUUGCCUACUGCUGAAAGUUGGAUGCCUGAUCAUACUAUUACGUAAUAUCGAUCCAUGGAACGGGCUGUGUAACGGCACAAGGUUGAUAUGCAAAGGUUUUCAACGAAAUGUCAUCGAUGCCGAGAUAGCGGCUGGUCAGCAUGCCGGGAAAAGAGUUUUUUUACCAAGAAUUCCUCUGUGUCCAUCUGAAAAUGAUAUGUACCCCUUCAAGUUGAAGAGAAAGCAAUUUCCAGUCUAUCUUAGCUUUGUAAUGACAAUAAACAAGGCGCAGGGCCAGACCAUUCCAAACGUCGGGGUAUACCUACCGGAACCCGUGUUCUCGCAUGGACAACUAUAUGUGGCACUAUCUAGGGGGACAUCACGUGAAAAUGUGAAGGUGUUGGUUAGGCCUACCCAAGAUUUCUCUCGAUCUGGAGUAUACACGGCAAAUGUGGUGUAUAGGGAAGUUUUACAAGAUGCAUAG